AUGGAAACCAGACACGCUCUGUCUGUCCGUCUGUCAGGCACGACAGCACACGGCUGUUGUCCUCUGAAUUGGGAUUCUUUCGGCACCAACUGCUACUUAUUCAGUACCACGCCAUUAUCGUGGCACGAUGCCAGAGACUGGUGUAAUGGACACGAAUCUCACUUGGUCAUUCUUCUCACUGAUGAGGAGUGGGAUUUUGUGAUCCAGCGUAGCGCGGGCUCCUUGCGCUGGGUGGGCCUGACUGAUGAAAGGACUGGGCGGUGGGAGUGGGUCAACCAGACACCCUACAUCAUGAACCGGAGGCGGUGGAAACCUGGGCAGCCCGACAACUGGGCCCAUCAUGGUCAAGGACCUGGGAAUGAAGACUGUGCUCACCUUCACAAUGAUGGACGCCUGAACGACCAGCACUGCUCCAUCAAAGAACGCUUCAUCUGUCAGAAAGACAACCUGAGAGUCUGAACACACCUGCAGGCCUGACUCCACCCACUUCAGAUUAUAAGGAACCUCUCCAAUUAAAGCACUGG
Molecule: messenger RNA, 524 nt
Organism: Pundamilia nyererei
Lineage: Eukaryota; Metazoa; Chordata; Actinopteri; Cichliformes; Cichlidae
Product: asialoglycoprotein receptor 2-like
Exons: 3
Coding region: 1-459 (152 amino acids)
Source: RefSeq, a predicted model, not a curated record